This is a messenger RNA of Ixodes scapularis (black-legged tick), 999 nucleotides long. RefSeq names its product arginase-1-like. Lineage: Eukaryota; Metazoa; Arthropoda; Arachnida; Ixodida; Ixodidae. The record is from RefSeq and is a predicted model, not a curated record. Bases 1 to 999 code for a protein of 332 amino acids. The transcript has 10 exons. Gene Ontology annotation, cellular component: cytoplasm; nucleus; cytosol. Gene Ontology annotation, molecular function: manganese ion binding; arginase activity.
AUGUCUAUGGACACGUCGGAUGUUAAUAAGACAAAACCAGAAAUAGGCCUGCUUGGGAUUCCUGUGGGAUGCGGCCAGGAUCAACACGGUGUCGAAGAUGGUCCAACAUUUCUUCGAGCAGCAGGACUCGUGUCACGCUUAGAAGAGCUGGGUCACCCGGUUCGAGACUAUCACGACGUCAAAGUUGAAGGCAAUUCCAACGUGACUUCAACAAAAGCGAUGAAAAGUGAUUGUGUUGGAAAGACCAGCAACAACGUCAAAAAUGCCGUCGCCAAGGUCCUAAGCUCAGACUUGCUAAGUGUAAAUAUUGGCGGUGACCACACUAUGUCUAUUGGAACCGUUAUUGCUCACGCGAUGGCCGUGGAUUCCAACAUCUCUCUCCUUUGGGUUGACGCCCACAGCGACAUUAAUACACCUCGGUCCACUCCAAGUGGGCACAUACAUGGAAUGCCUGUAGCAUUUCUCCUUCACGAAAUGGAGCCGUUCUUGAGGAAGCCCGAAGGUAUGGAAUGGAUUCAACCUUGUGUUCGAAAAGACAAUUUUGCCUACAUUGCCCUGAGGAAAAUCGACCCUUACGAAAGAUAUUUCAUGGAUAAGCUGGGAAUAACACUCUACAGUAUGGAAGACGUCGACCGGAUUGGCAUCACCGAAGUUAUUCGACUGGUGCUAAGGCAAAUAAACCCCGGGGGUACCAGAUCCCUCCACGUCAGUUUCGACAUAGACUCGAUCGAUAAGCUUCUUGUUCCAAGCACCGGAACUUCCGAAAUUGGUGGUCUCUCGAUGCGAGAAGCGCUGGUUAUAGCGGAAGAAGUACACAGAUCUGGUAAGCUCCGAGUUUUGGACCUAGCUGAAGUGAACCCUAGAUUGGGAACCGCCGAGGAUGCCGAUAGAACCGUCAACUGCGGCGUGGACAUCAUAACUUCCUUUUUCGGAAGAGAACGAAGAGGAAACCUGCCAGUAAUCCUGGAUCCCAGCGUUAUCAAGAAAAAGGAGGACUGA